UAGAAACCAGUAAACUAUGCGGGAUAUUUCUCAGUGACUGAACAUCAUCUGUUUACUUCGCGGUGAUAAGAACUUCGGCGCCUAUAAGCUCAUGUCUGACCGUGAACGGAGCUAUAUCAGCGGUACCCUCCACCUGCACUUAUUGUUUCGGAGUUGUUGCUCUCGGUGGCUGCGUGCGCGUAACUUUCAAACGAGGAUAAAUACUUUAAUAUAAUAAUUUGGAGCACUUUGGCACAAGACGGGACAUCGUGUGCGCCGGGCGUCAGAUAUAGAAGUCAACAAGUGAUUAUCAUAUUGACGGAGAAGGAGAUAUUAUUAAAAAUAUAUAUAUAUAUAUAAGUUGCUGAAUGAAAAGUUAGUUUUGUCUUUCUUGGUCGCGGGGUAUUUCAAGUGAAUCACAUUGAAUUUAAGCCACUGGAAAGGGGAAGUUAUUUAGAGUUUGUUCGAGUUUGUUUAGUACUCACUACCAUGAGUUCACCGGUGGUUUUACACAUGUGGACAGUUUUAUUGUUGGGGACUAUAACCGGGGUCGCAAGGGCUCAGGUCUCCACCGUAAAAGUGCUGAGGGGCAACAUCAGGAGAGACGACAUGUACCGCAAAGAAGAAAACAUCACAGUAACGCCGGUGGGCGGAGCCAUCCACAGCCCACGCUUCCCCAACGCUUACCCCCGCAAUCUGCUGUUGUCAUGGAAACUGCUGUCGCCACCUGGGAGCCGAGUAAACCUGGAGUUUGACGGACACUUUGGCUUGGAGGAGGCUGAGAAUGGAGUGUGCAGGUAUGACUUUGUUGAAGUGGAGGACCAAUCGGAGACCAGCACUAUAAUUUGGGGUCGCUGGUGUGGGCAGAAGGCACCGCCUAGUCUCAACUCCAAAACCAACAUGCUCAGAGUCACCUUCAAGUCUGAUGAUUACUUUGUUGCAAAGCCAGGAUUCAAAGUCUACUACUCACUGCUGUAUGACUCCCCUCUGCCUGCAUCCAACACCAACUGGGAGGCUGUCACUAUGCCCAUGUCGGACAGUGGUCGAGGGCAGAUGCCAGCGGCAGUCACAGAGGUUCCUUUCUCAUUGGAGGAUUUGGACCGGACCAUAGCUGCCUUUGACACUGUAGAACAGCUUUUCAGAACCCUGAGCCCAGACACCUGGAAACAGGACCUGGACAGUAUCUAUACUCAAACACACCUACAUUAUAGAUCCAGGGCCUAUCAUUUGGCAAGCAGACAUAAUAAAGUUGAUCUGAACCGUCUCUACGAAGACGUCAAGCGGUACAGCUGUACGCCUCGCAACUACUCUGUGAACCUUCGCGAGGAGCUGAAGGCCACCAAUGCCGUCUUCUUCCCUCGAUGUCUGCUCGUCAAACGCUGUGGAGGCAACUGUGGCUGCGGAACUGAGAACUGGAACAACGGCUGCACCUGUGAGGCCUCCAAGAAGACACUCAAACUACACGAGGUGCUGAAGUACACCCCAGAGGUCAGUCUGUAUCAGCGCCAUCGGAGGCCGCGGAUGCGCUGGGUCAUAAAUGAGAUUUUCCUCACACACCAUGAAAAGUGCGAGUGUGAGUGUCCCUCCCAGACCCCUCGCUGAUACACCCAGACUGGCACGUGCAUCUGAAACUGUUGGACGAGUUCUUUUUUUUUUAAAUCUAUUUUGCAACUGACUUUAUGUAAUUACAGCAACGCAGACACACGCAAAAAAGAAGGCGGCACCAUUUGGACUGACAAACCGCUGCUUGCAUUAUACACAUAUGUAAUUUGUUCUUGCAAGUAAACUUUCAUCUGUACACAGGCAAAACUUGUAAAUACAUAAAUGUUUCCAGCCAAUCAUAUUAGCUAUUUAGCUAAGUUUGCGCUGUUUCAAGUUUUUUCCUCCAAUAACCAAAUAUGGAAGAUACUUCGAACAAUAAAAAAAUACCAUACCACAAUGUGAAAAUAUGACAUGAAUAUUGUUUCAAACAUGCAUUUACAUUUUGAUUUAAGGAGUUAAAUGCCAACUUGAUUGAAUUUGAAUUUAAUUGACUCCCACUGUCUUUUUCCUAUUUCAUGAGUAUGUGGUUACGUUCAUUUGUAUUAUACAAAGAGUGUUUGUAGAAACUUAAGGCACUUCUUGGGCCAGAAUCAUGCUGAGAUGACUGAGCAUGAGACAGAAGGAGGGAGGGAGAGGUGUUGGACGAAGUGUAAACGACAAUAACACUUUACCUUCAUGUGAAAUUAAGCUAACCACAACCCUCCAGAUCUGAAUUGCACACUAACAUAUUAUAAUAUAUAUUCACGCUUCCCUUCGUCUGUGCUUCCAUCCAUACACUUCCCGCUCCUUUUCUUUAUUUCUCACGGACUCCAAAUCUCUCUUUCUAAAGCACAAACUCUGUUCAUCACUCUCUUAGCACAUAAAAAGGGGAUGUCAGAUCGAGCAGCUGUGCUCUGGCCAGUUUUCUGAGCAUUCCUGGCAUUCCAAAUGCUAACUGGAAUUCUGCUAACAAGAAUACAACUGUGAUCCUCAGACCAUAAACACAUACUGUAAGAGGAGAAAGAGAUUUUUAGGAGAGGCGGCUCACAGAAAAGGGACAAUCAAGCCGCCUAUUCGUAGAUUACCAGCACAUCUGGAUGAGAGAUGAGAUAGGAGCCACUUUCAAGAUGCAACAUAAAAGAUUGAAGCUACUUCAGUGGUUCCAAUCAGCAUUUUCAUAUAUUCAGCUCGCCUGAUUUCUUGUCAAGCUGCUUUUUUCCUCACGAAGAUGCGUUAAUAGCAAACAAAUCUGACCCACUGCUUUGCAAGUCUGCAGUGGUACCACAGUGGGGAAAAGCUCUGUGGGAAUUAGAGUAAUAUUAUAGGUCUCUGCUGAGAAUACAACUGAUACUUAAGUGUGUGUGUGUGUGUGUGUCUGUCUGUAACAGCUCAGGAAGAGGUCCUUUUGUUUAAGGGGUGGAGGGUUACCAACAGUCUGUGGGUGCUGGCAGUGGAUACAAGAAUGGGAAUGGUCGGCAUUUGACUGAGCGUGCAAGGGUGUGUGUGUGGGUGUGUGUUUGCGUUUGUGUUUGUGAAUGUGUGUGUGUGUAUGUCUAGGUAGCGAGAGAAUCACAGCAAUAGAGCAAGAAUUCAAAGUAAAUGCUUAUCAUUUCCAAGCACAUGACCCAGCUCUGAGAAAUAAAAGAAGAAUCAGUCAUCUCUCCAUCAUCACCUCCCGUGUGUCACACGAUCAGGACCGGCUUACAGUCCGGAUUUACACAGAGAGAAUUGGAUUUUACACACUGCUUGUGUUAUAAAUAAUAAAAAAAAUAACCAGACACUGAGAGGUUUCCUCUGUUACAGUAAAACCAGAUCAGCUUUGUGCCGGCAGCGCUUUUGUGGAUACAAAACACUCUUAAAUUCAUAAAAAGUGUGUCAGGCUGUGUGUUAGUCACAUUCCAAGUAAUUUACCCCAGACAAACAUACACGCAAACAGUUUUUUUUUAAGCUGUAGCUCAUCUAAGAAAGCAGCCUCACUUUGCAGUAAAACUUUUGUUUUCUGUUCUCCUGGAAUAGUUGCUUUAAUUCCGGUGUGCUGCAUUUUGAAACUCAAAGGUAAAACACAAAGCUAAUACAGCUUGGGUGGUUUGUUCAAAUUUUACAGAGGACGGUUGGCAGGUAAAUUACCCCGAUAUAAUUUCAGUAGCUAACGAGCCAGAUGGUGAUUAGGUAACGUGUCAUUUUCCAAGAUGUUUUGUUGUGAAAUGUGAAGUUUCUCUAGCAUGAGCUUUUAUGAUAUCUGCUACAAGUUCAUGCAUUUUAAGUGUGUGUGUGUGUGUGUGUGUG
Molecule: messenger RNA, 3786 nt
Organism: Anoplopoma fimbria (sablefish)
Lineage: Eukaryota; Metazoa; Chordata; Actinopteri; Perciformes; Anoplopomatidae
Gene: pdgfd
Product: platelet derived growth factor d
Exons: 7
Coding region: 469-1581 (370 amino acids)
Biological process (GO): positive regulation of cell population proliferation; platelet-derived growth factor receptor signaling pathway; positive regulation of MAP kinase activity
Cellular component (GO): membrane
Molecular function (GO): platelet-derived growth factor receptor binding; growth factor activity
Source: RefSeq, a predicted model, not a curated record